ACAUCAGUUGCAGAACUACCGUUGACAAUUAUCGUCGUCUUCAGUUGACCGUCACCACCAAUCGGAUCAGAUCAAUAAUAACAAUACUAUUGUUGUAGUUAAAUUUACUAUCUGUCAUGAUGAACAAGUUUGUAAUAGUGAUGGCAACAGUUGUGGCUUUGGCUGUUGCUCAGCCAGCUAAAACCGACAGUUGGAAGAGUACAAGCAUGGAUAGUAUCGUCGAGCAAACGAAAUCCGACUGUGCGCGUAAUAAUGACGACAUGGCUUGUAUGAAGUUCAAAGUUCUUAAUUUACUUGACCAAAUUUUCCGCAAAGACAAUUUCAAGGUAUCAGAUGCUAUUGAGGUAACACGCAAUACCCAAUCUGUCGAAGAAACCGCACGCAGUGAAUCAUCAUUCCUUGAAACAGUACAAAAUUAUCUCAUUUCCCACGACGUGACAUUCAAAAUGCCCCUUGACGCUAAGGUAAAAGUGAGCGCGAGGAACAUUGAGGAUGACCAAUUGACUUUUGACGUCAAAUUCGGGCAAGGAAGAGCCGUCGAAGAAGCUAGAAGAUCCAAACUCAAGAAAGUUAUCAUCCCUAUUAUGGUGUUCGUCUUACUGAAGGCGAUGACUCUGAUCCCAUUGGCCAUCGGUGUUCUGGGUCUCAAAGCCUGGAACGCACUUCAGUUGUCGUUCUUCAGCUUCGUCGUGUCUGUGGGACUGGCGAUCUUCCAGCUGUGUAAGAAAAUCGCAGCCGACAGCCACUCGGCUCCAAUUGCCGCUCAUGGACCCUGGGAAUAUCAAGCUCAGUACCGAGGAUUCAACGACCAACCGGCUGAUGAGUCAGCUCAACAUCUAGCAUACGCUGCCUAUGCUCCAGAAUCAUAAAUUUAAAACGAUAUAAUUUUUGUUCUUUACUGAUUAGAUGAUACUGUUGUAUUAUAAUUUUUUAUUUUAAUAUUUAAUAAAUUAUUUAUGUUAUUAUUGA
Microplitis demolitor is the source of this 969-nucleotide messenger RNA. RefSeq names its product osiris 19-like protein (gene Osi19). The transcript has 2 exons. NCBI's taxonomy places the organism in Eukaryota, Metazoa, Arthropoda, Insecta, Hymenoptera, Braconidae. The coding region runs from base 117 to 869 and encodes 250 amino acids. The record is from RefSeq and is a predicted model, not a curated record.